ACGCUCAGUAAAAGGUAUCAGCAUUAGCCGCCGUGGAAUAUAAAUACCAUUGCCGUCCCGCCUAAACCGACCUACUAAAAUAAACUAGUAACUACCCUCCACUACUGUCCACCGCCACACAGAAGAUUUAUCUUUUGCCACUUUUGGAUUCUUCCUAUACGUAUUAACUCCGUGAAUCUCACACCAAAGCACCCGCUUUCCGAAAAGUCUCCCCCCUCUUUUCAACUUCACAAUGACUGCCAUCGCUUCCGAACUCAGCAACCUCUCCCUUCGCACUGACUCUCCGCACAGGGCCGGCGACUACAAAGACAUCCCGUUCGAUGCCAAAACCACCCAGUUCGAAGCCGUUCUUGACCUUGUUGACAAGGCUGGGUUCAUCCCAGAAGAUCUCAUCGAAUCCGAAGUCAGAUGGUUCUACACCACCUUGGGGAUCGACGACAUCUACUUUGCGAGAGAGUCUGCCGAGGGGAUUGCCACUAAUAUCCACGCGCUUUACUCUGCCAAGGUGCAGGCUUACGCCCGCGGCGUCUCCACCAAACCAGUUUUGCAGUACAACAGAGCCUCCGUUGACCAUGCUGUCUACUUUGACUCCUCCACUCCGGGCUCCGAGGACUACCUCUUCAACCACUACGAGGAGUUGAUCGACGAUAAAUACUUGGACUCCUCCGACGGCACUAACUCAUACCGUCUCGAGUCCUACACCGCGCCGUUGGACUUGGAAAACAUGCCGUCUUUGAGAGACGCGUUGGAAAGAAACAACGUCAACGUGCAGAACCAGUCCGUCAGAUUGUACUUUGUCUACAAGACCUCUAUCGAACAGGCCCAGCCUGAUGUUACCGACAUCGAGCAGAUCGGUGACCGCACCUUCCUCGAAUCGGCUACCGACAACACCAAGAGACUCUACUCAGAGGUGUUGCAGCAGGUUUCCCUGACCACCGGUCCGGUUAUCCGCCACUUUGUCCUUCCAAAUACCAACGAAGUGCGUGUGAUCAUCGGGUACAAGCAAAAGUCCACCAGAAGAUACAACUCCGCGUUGAGCGUUUUGGCUGACUACUACAACCUCACCACCACCAGAAAGUACGUGGAGCAGUUCGCCAACGGCUCCACCGUCAUCUCCAUGUACAUGACCCCAUCCGACACCACCAAGCCAAUGGACUUGUCCAUCCACCAGGUUAUCAAGGAGGCGUCUUUGUUGUACUCCAUUCCUCACAACAUCUUCUACGACAAGUUCGUCAAGGGUGACAUGUCCUUGCAGGAGAGCAUUUACGCCCACUGUGGUGUUAUCUUUGUGACCCACUUCUUGAACCGUCUUGGACCGGAAUACAACUCGCUUGUCGCCAUGUUGGACCCAUCCAAGUCCAUCGCCCACGCUGAGCUCUUGAACAAAUUGAAGAACCGUUUGAGAUCCGAGACCUUCACCCAGUCCUACAUCCAGGAGAUGUUUGCCUCCCAGAGCGAAAUUGUCCGCAAGUUGUACCGCCAGUUUGCGGAUGCCCACUACAUCAAAUCUCCGUUGGAGGAGACCUUGUCGUACAAGCGUUUGUCCAAGAUCACCCCAAUUGGCGAUGAAAAGGAGUUCGAGCACUUGUUGGCCCGUGAAUGCUCUCAGAACGAGCACCAGGCCUUGGUCUUGCGCGCUUUGCACAGCUUCAACCAGUCCAUCUUGAAGACUAACUUCUACGUCUCCUCCAAGGUGGCCAUUUCCUUCAGAUUGAACCCCUCUUUCUUACCGGUCUCCGAGUACCCACAGACUCCGUACGGUAUGUUCUUCAUUGUCGGGUCCGACUUCAGAGGGUUCCACAUCCGUUUCAGAGACAUUGCUAGAGGUGGUAUCAGAAUUGUCAGAUCUCGCUCUGAGGAUGCGUACCAGGUCAACGUCAGAAACUUGUUUGACGAGAACUACAACUUGGCCUCUACCCAGCAGCGCAAGAACAAGGACAUCCCAGAGGGUGGGUCCAAGGGUGUCAUCUUGUUGGACCACGGCUUGGCCCAGGAAAACCCACAGGCCUCCUUCGAGAAGUACAUUGACUCUCUCAUUGAUUUGUUGCUUGACCAGAAGCAGUCCAAGAAGGAGAAGAUUGUCGACUUGUACGGCAAGCCUGAAAUCUUGUUCUUGGGGCCAGAUGAGGGGACCGCCGGCUACGUCGAUUGGGCCACCUUGCACGCCAAGAAGAGAUGUGCUCCGUGGUGGAGAUCGUUCUUGACCGGUAAGUCUCCGGAAUUGGGUGGUAUUCCACACGACGAGUACGGUAUGACUUCCUUGUCUGUCAGGGCUUACGUCGAGAAGAUCUACCAGAAGUUGGAAAUCACCGAUGCCAAGAUCACCAAGUUCCAGACCGGUGGUCCGGAUGGUGACUUGGGCUCCAACGAAAUCUUGUUGGCGAACAAGAUGGAGCACUACGUUGCCAUUGUUGAUGGUUCCGGUGUCAUUGUGGAUCCAAAGGGUCUCGACUCUGCCGAAGUGUUGCGCUUGGCCAAGACCCGUAAGAUGAUUGACAACUAUGACAAGUCCAAGUUGUCUGACGAAGGGUACGUCUGCUUGGUUGACGACGUUGACUUGAAGAUCCCAAGCGGCGAAGUCAUCACUUCCGGGAUUGCCUUCAGAAACAACUUCCACACCAACUUGAAGCAGACUUUGGGCAAGGUUGACUUGUUCGUGCCAUGCGGUGGUAGACCGGCUGCUAUCGACACCAACAACGUGUUCUCUCUUAUCGACGAGAAUACCGGUCGUUCGAUUAUCCCAUACAUUGUCGAAGGUGCCAACUUGUUCAUCACCCAACCGGCUAAGGUUAUCUUAGAGAACGCCGGUGCUAUCGUGUUCAAGGAUGCCUCCACCAACAAGGGUGGUGUCACCUCCUCCUCCUUCGAGGUCUUGGCCGCUUUGUCUUUUGAUGACGAAGGGUUCAAGAAGAACAUGUGCAUUUCCUCCACCGGCGUCAAGCCAGCCUUGUACCAGGCUUACGUUUCCGAGGUCCAGAAGUUGAUCCAGCGCAACGCCAACUUGGAGUUUGAGUCCUUGUGGGCUUUGAGACAGUCCACCGGCAAGGCCUUGUGUGACCUUUCCGACACCUUGUCCGUUGCCAUCAACCAGUUGGCUGACGACUUGGCCUCUUCCAAGGAGUUGUGGGAGGAUGACAAGCCAUUCCGUAACUCUGUUUUGAACGAUGCCCUUCCAGAUUUGUUGUUGGCCGAAAUCGGGUUGGAUAACAUCUUGGCUAGAGUCCCAGAGGCCUACUUGAGAGCGUUGUUUGCCACCCACUUGGCUUCCAGGUUUGUCUAUUCUAGAGGUAUUGAUGUCAACCCAGCCAAGUUCUUGGAGUACAUCUCUGCCACCAGAAAGGAGCUUCAGUUGUAGAGGAGCAUUUUAUUUAGUUUAUUGGUUUACAUGUAAUACAGUUUAAGUUUAGC
Molecule: messenger RNA, 3408 nt
Organism: Babjeviella inositovora NRRL Y-12698
Lineage: Eukaryota; Fungi; Ascomycota; Pichiomycetes; Serinales
Gene: GDH2
Product: glutamate dehydrogenase (NAD(+))
Exons: 1
Coding region: 233-3355 (1040 amino acids)
Cellular component (GO): mitochondrion
Molecular function (GO): L-glutamate dehydrogenase (NAD+) activity
Source: RefSeq, a predicted model, not a curated record